This is a messenger RNA of Mycena citricolor, 2529 nucleotides long. The record is from the annotation of a GenBank genome assembly. Lineage: Eukaryota; Fungi; Basidiomycota; Agaricomycetes; Agaricales; Mycenaceae.
GCCGUUUCCUCGUGGUAUAAAGGGACGCUUGUUCUUUGUCUAGAUACGCCACUCAUUUUUACUGUCAUCAUGACUCGCACCAAGACACCUUCCGCCAAAUUUAGAGCCGCGACUCCCGCCCAGGACAGAUCACGGGGGUCCUCAGCUUCAGACAGUGCGUCCUCGAGCAAGACGUCCCCCGCUGUCGAUGACAAGAACCAGUCCAAGAGUGAACAGAAGGAUCAGAGAAAAGCCCAGGAAGCAGCUGUGCGAGCUCAGCGGAUGAUGGGGAAACGGAUUCCGUCCAAGCAGAACUUUGUCCUCGUCGGAUCUCUGGACCCACGCAUCACUGCCGCGCAACUCCAGUCGCAUUUCGCAUCGUGCGGGAGCAUCAGCGCGGUGCGGAUGAGCUACGCGGGCAGCACGGGUGUGUCGGCGACCGUCGAGUUCGAGCAACCCGCAGGAGCCAAGAAGGCACUCAGACUGAGCCGUAGCACGGUGGCCGAUUUCGACGACCGUCCUAUCAAGGUGGUGAUGAACGUGCUGCACAUGGAGGAGAUCCACCAUCGACCAUCCGCUACAGCUGUCGCCCACGCCCUCACGUCCGAUACGUUAUAUCUUGCCCAGCAUGUUCCGCAGAAAGCGGAAAUCAUCGUCAAACCCCCUUUCGUUCCCGUUCCCGGAGAGCGGCAUGAGCAUUUAACAGGGGCUGGGGUCUGCUUUCUUUCCGAUGUCGCUCGGGCCACGGUGGCUUAUAGGCCGGCUCAACGAGCUGACUGUCGAUGCCCGGCGUCUGAAUCGACCGUGCACAAUGGGAUAGUACUCAGAACUCAAGAGUAGCGCGCUGCAGUAUCUUCGUCCUGUGUGUCAUUCUGCAUUUAUACAAGAAUCGCCACAAUGUCCAGGCAUUAUAAUCACGUGACGAAUCCGGGGUCGGACCACCGCAAUUGGUUAAAAAGGUGGAUCCUCCGUUAGAUUACUGAAAAACAGUCGACAAAGAUGCCAAGGGUGAUGCACUGAGGAUUGAAAGUCACUCUGAGCCUUGAAUAUCUUCGACAGAUACUGAAUGGCGUCGGCAGUGUCAAGAUACGAGCGACACCGGCAUGCGGCGACCGAUUCUCGGACUGUGUGCCAGCAGGAUGGACGCGUCCGGUUCAUAAGCGGACGAAGCGAAUGAGCAUCACUCGGGUUGCCAUUCGUUUAGCCCAGCCUGACGAUAGGUGUUCAAACAUUGGCACUGGCAUCUCUAAGUUAAAUACCACGCAUAUGAUAUCAGCUCUCCACCCCACUUACAGUCCACCGCUUCAUCAUGGUAUGCAUAGAGCCCGCUUCACCUCCUGCCACUCCCUGAGUCGUCGUGUACUUCUCAGAAGCUGUACGGUGGCAGAACCUCGAUCCAGACGGGCAGACUGACUAGAUGGACAAUCUUCCAUCCGACCACGAUCAUCUUGCGCCUGGUUUAGACGACGGUCGGUUCCAGCAGGAUGCCCGGAACUAACACGAGAAGCACGAGAGACGCCAUGGUCUGAGACUACCGGGGCCGAUCGUAUUCACGGUGAGAUACAAAUUGGACGAGAUGGGGCAGGUAAGUCCAGCGCGCCGAGCAGCCCACCAGUCGCGGUCGCAUACUAUGCAGCCGAUUGUCCAGGUCAACGAGUCUGGGAACAAUUUCGAACCCGCAUUCACAUAAGAAUCACAUCGGUCGCCCAACACAGCGCGAUAGAAAACGCGCACUCUGACGCUGACAGACGCUCGUCAUACAUCACUCCCCGAAAACAGGUCAUCGGCUUCCAGUAUUGCCCAUUUCCGCGAACAGGGCGUCCGGGACACGAUGUAGCCGCGAUCGUUCGCCGGUCCAGUUGUCUUGUAUGAAGUAAUGGGCAUACACUUCAGGCAUGUUUGUGGCUCAUGACCGUCCGCAAUUGCCACGAUAUUCGCAUGCGGUUCCGGUUCGUCUAUAGGCAGUUGUUAUGCAUCAUGCACGGACAGGCAUCCUGGGCAGUCAUCUUGUUGUCGGCUGGCGUGCUACCAGCGAGGGGAGGAGCACUUUCUGGCUGUUGAUAUGAUCUGCAGUCGAGGGCGAAUCCAGUUGGGCACAGAAACCCGGCGGGAGUUCCGACUCUGCUGUCGCAAGACAGAUGGUGUUCGACAGUGGGAGAUGGAACCGCUCGUAGUCUCGCAGUAGCUAGGGCACCACGUGCCGGUCCAACAAGAGCACGACGAAAGCGACCUCGUGAACACUGUCGAGCACCCGAAAAGGAGGAGUCGAAGUCGAGUGCAGCAUUGUAACGACGUGGCCCGGUAGAAUCCUGCUUGUGUGAAUGCCAACAUCCGAGAUAGUACCUUGCCAUUGUCUUGUGAUCAUGGUGAAGACUGCCUGAACUACAUUAACAACUUGGACUCAUCACUGUCCGUCCCGUAGGUUUUGAAUGCAUGGGCGAGAAAUGAGGUCGAUUAGGGAUCGAGCCACGACAGAGCAAGGUGUUCUGAAACGUGGGUGGUAAACGAUGAGUACGUGAGUGCAUGGUGCAACAUGCCAGUCGAAGCCCG